Molecule: messenger RNA, 557 nt
Organism: Mauremys mutica (yellowpond turtle)
Lineage: Eukaryota; Metazoa; Chordata; Testudines; Geoemydidae
Product: collagen alpha-2(I) chain-like
Exons: 3
Coding region: 141-557 (138 amino acids)
Source: RefSeq, a predicted model, not a curated record
CCCCGGAGCAGGCCGGGGCUGGGUUCAAGUCAUGGGCCGUUCCCUGUAGCCGAUAUUCUCCUGCCGCGUCGCACGCCCUGAUCUCGCCUGUCCCGGCCCCCGAGCAGGAUUUCUGAUCCCUGGGCCGGACGCUCUCCCGGAUGGAGCGAGGGGCAGAGCCGGGGGUCCCGGGGCCCCGGGGCGCUGAGGAGACCCCGAGAGACGCCCGCACAGGCGACGGGCCGGCCAGCGAGGCCGAGGGGGAUCCCCAGCCAGCGGGGCCACACGGGAUGGUACCGGGACGACCCCAGGAGAGUGAUCUGCCCAGCCCAGGUGCCUGCGAGCGCCGGCGGGAAAACCCUGCUGGGGAGAGAGACGCGGACCCGGCUCCCCGCGGGGCAGGCGACGAGGGGCUGAACGAAUCCACGAUCCGGGCGGCGGGGACGCCCCACUUCUCUGCCCUGGCGCUGAACGAAUCCACGAUCCGGGCGGCGGGGACGCCCCACAGCUCUGCCCUGGCACUGAAUGAAUCCACGAUCCGGCCGGCAGGGACACCUCACGCUCUGCCCCGGUGCUGA